This is a messenger RNA of Leptosia nina, 1188 nucleotides long. NCBI's taxonomy places the organism in Eukaryota, Metazoa, Arthropoda, Insecta, Lepidoptera, Pieridae. The record is from the annotation of a GenBank genome assembly.
AUGAUGUCAACUACAGAGGGAGAAUUAGACGUCGAAAUAGCUCAAGAAAAGGAAGAUGGCGAGUUGGACGAUUCAGAUGUUGAAGAAGGGACUUAUAUCCCGCUGGAGCGGCCGGAGGCGUUUAACCCACCUUCAUUGGUGAAUAUGCAAAUACAGGACGAACAAAGUGAUGAAGCUUCUCUUGCUGAAUCCUCGGGGUCUGAAUCUGAUGAAGAGUUAAGAAGGCGACCAAAGCGCACCAAAGUGAGGCCGCGACGCCCUCAACAGCAGCCAGCACGCAAUAACAAAUACAAUAUAUGGUGCGAAGCAUUACAGGAAGACCUUUUGACACAAGACAUGGGCACUUGUGAUGUUUCAAAGAAAAGCAGAUAUGGCGUUGAAUCUUAUGAUUACACUAUUAAGUAUAGGCUAGAUGAUAAUUAUAUUUCUAAAAAAGUAUUUUCUAGUAAUGAACACAACCAGACAAAUAAGAGAAGGUUUUCAGAUAGGUCUAAUGUUAAGUUAAGGCUAGGGAAGAGGGUGAAUAGUCACCAACCUACGAAAGAGAAGCAGGAACCUAGGAUAUUACCAGAUCUUGUUGUAACUACGGAAGAUAGCAUUGAGAAUAUUGCUACUGAUAUUGCUGAAAAACUAACAGAAGAAAAGAAAGAUUUAAUUGCUAGGAUUGUAGGAGUGCUGGGUGCAAAUAUAGCCAUUGAAAUUUAUACAGAGACACAAACAGUCGAAGCAGAUGGUGGAAUGCUGGUCAUGAAUGGUACCCGUCGCCGCACACCCGGCGGUGUAUACUUCUUUCUGUUGAAGAGGCAUAAUGAUGUAACCCAAGCAAUGAUCAAUAACAUAUUCAAUGAAGACCGUAAAGAAACAGCCAGAAAGAUUAAGAAAACUCGCGCCAAAAGCCGUCAAAAAGUCAUGGAACAAUUGAAACAGAGUCUAACAGAUUCAGAACUACCCUCACUUCUGUCACGAGGAGAAGCCACAGUUCAGACUGAACAUGGUUCCAACCCACCCCCGUCGCCCGCUACAGAUGCGCGCGAGUGUUCCAGCGACACUGAUGCUCAGUCUCACACAGAACAAGAGCCAUCGCCGGCGAGGCCUCUAUCACCCCUUCCAACUAGAACCAUACAGGACUAUGAUGAUGACGAUGAUUGCCUCGAAGUGAUGUGUAAUGAUGAAAUGGACCUUUUUUGA